GCGUUCUCUCUCCGUUAGAGGGGCGGUGUGAUCCCUGCGGUGGGCGGUGACAUUCCUCAGAGCCGCAGUGCGCUGUGUUCCUCCGCACAUUCCUCCGGCCGGGGAAGGCGGGAAGUAGUGCGGGGGCCCCCGGCCGCCUGUGUCGGUGUAGUCCGCUGUCCAUGGAUCGCUUCUCGGAAGAGCUGAGCCUGCAGGCCGGCCGGCUGAUGGAAGGUCUGUGCCUAGAGGAGUCGAGCUGCCAGUCUGAGGUGGCUUUGCCGUGUUAUGUGGGUGAGAGAGGGAAGAGAUACUCUGCGGAGCUGUAUAGGGCCGGUUGUUAUGAGGGUGGCCCCCCAGGCCGGGGCCCCUUGUACCCCUCCUCCUCCAGCAGCCCACGCUCCAGCGUCAGCGCCCUGAGCCCGCGCUCCAGCCUGGUGGUCCCGGGCGGUCAGUACGAAGGUUCGGUUCUGAGCCCGCGCUCCAGUUACGCCAGCACGGCCAGCGACACCAGCAAGCACUCGAGUCCCCGCGCCAGUCUGACCGGCUACGACGGCGGCGGCUCCAAACCCAGCAGCAACCGCACCAGCGGCAUCAGCAUGGGCUACGACCAGCGGCACGCCAGCCCGCGUUCCAGCACCGCCAGCCAGUACUCCUGCACCACCAGCCCGCGUUCCAGCUACUCGGACCCGCGCUACGCGGCGUCGGCGAUGAUGGCCAACCACGAGGCGGACGGGGUCCUGGUGAGCCCGCGUUCCAGCGUCUGCCUCCUGCAGGACGGCCGGGCCGCCACGCUGGGCUCCUGCAACCCGUCGGUGGCCAGCCCGCGCUCCAGCAUCUCCAGCCACAGCUCCCGGAGUUCCCGCAGCUCCCGGGGGUCCCUGGGGGCGUACGGCGACCUGCCAGUGCCCUCCCCCCGCUCCUCCAUGCUGGGCCCCAGCGUACAGGAAGAGGAUCCCGGAGGAGAGCCGUGCCACUACAGAGUCCUCGCCCAGUCCCCGCCGCGGCACGACGAGCUCAGCAACUCCUCGGGGGUCACCUACAACUUCAGCGCCGCCAAGGGCUCCGCCACCCUCCACCGCUUCAAGGUGCCGUACCAGGUGACGCCGUCCAAGGAGAGCGGGCCGAGCCAGGCCGAGAAGAGGCUGGAGGCGCUCACCCUGGAGCUGGAGAAGGAGCUGGAGAUGCACAUGAAGAAGGAGUAUUUCGGGAUCUGUAUAAAGUGCGGGAAGGGUGUGUACGGAGCCAGCCAGGCCUGCCAAGCCAUGGGGAACCUCUUCCAUACCAACUGCUUCACCUGCUGCUCUUGUGGGAGAAGAUUACGGGGGAAGGCCUUCUACAACGUCAACGGAAAAGUCUACUGCGAGGAAGAUUUCCUGUAUUCCGGCUUCCAGCAGACGGCAGACAAAUGUUUUGUGUGCGGCCAUCUUAUCAUGGAAAUGAUCUUGCAGGCCCUGGGGAAGUCGUAUCAUCCUGGCUGUUUCCGCUGCGUGGUGUGUAACGAGUGCCUGGACGGCGUCCCCUUCACUGUAGACGUGGAGAACAACAUCUACUGCGUCAAAGAUUAUCACACAGUUUUUGCACCUAAAUGUGCCUCAUGCAUCCAGCCGAUUCUGCCGGCACAGGGUUCAGAGGAGACCAUCCGGGUGGUGUCCAUGGACAAAGAUUACCACGUGGAGUGUUAUCACUGUGAGGACUGUCACCUGCAGCUGAACGACGAGGAAGGUCACCGCUGCUACCCCCUAGACGGGCACCUCCUGUGCCACGGUUGUCACAUCCACCGUAUAAACGUCACCAUGCCACCACCUCCUCACCCCUCCAGCUAUCCCAUGCAUGUCACGGAACUCUGAACCGCUGGAGAGGCAGGAGGAGGAAGACAGACUGCUCGCCUAUCUACCCGUACUGUGUGUACACAAUCCGGGGGGAGGGGGGCUGCCAAGGGGCACCGCUGACCCUCUCAGGGUGAUGCCAACACUGGACCCCCUUAAUGAAAGUGCCAUUAACUUGCGGCUUGACCACCGCAGCCCGUACCUAGAGCUAAAUCGCGUCACCACCAUUAUUUAUUACUUUUUCAGUUAGUGCCGCGCCGCGGGGGGAGGCCCGGGAUCUGCGUAGUGUAGAACGUAGCGGCAGUAUUAGCACUUAAUCCACAUUAACUCUUUUAUGUUACAUAUCGGAUGGUAACAGGCACCCGAGAUCACAUCCUUCACCCAUACAUGAACUGCGUCAGUGGUGGAGGGGGCGUGGCCAGGCAGACACAUCAAUAGGAGCCUGAGAUCACAUCGUUUGCCCAUACAUGAACUGCGUUGGUGGUGGAGGGAGCGUGGCCAGACACACAUCAACAGGAGCCUUGGAUCACACCGUUUGCCCAUACAUGAACUGCGUCAGUGGUGGAGGGGGCGUGGCCAGGCAGACACAUCAACAGGAGCCUUGGAUCACAUCCUCCGCCCAUACAUGAACUGUGUCGGUGGUGGGGGGGGUGGCCAGGCAGACAUCAACAGGAGCCUGAGAUCACAUCCUCCGCCCAUACAUGAACUGCAUCAGUGUGCUGGAGUGGAGGGGGGCGUGGCAAGGCGGACACAUCAACAGGAGCCUGAGAUCACACCCUCCAGCAAAACAUUAACUGUGGCGGGAUGCUGAAGUGGAGGGGGCGGGGCCAGACAGACGGCAACAGGAGCGCAAGGUCACACCCUCUGUUCGUACAUGAACUGCGUCAGUGUUGUGUAGGGGGCGAGGCCAGAUGGACAUGGCCACAGGAUAAGAUUGCAUCCUUUUGUAAAUACAUGAACUGUGUCGUGUGCUGUAGGGGAGGGUGCAGGGUCAUGCGCAGUUUGUGAGGGUGUCAGGCACUGCAUACAGGCAGACCUGUAAUUCGAAAUUGAGUUGUAUUUUUUUUGUGAUGUCAUUUUAUUGCUUCUGCAAAUAGUUAGGAACAUUGAUAAUUAUCAAUCUCCCCAUCAGAGAAAACAAUUGGACGCCAAAUCAUCAUAAUGGUGAUUUAUGAGCAAAUGUUCUACAUGCCAAACGCGCUUCGCAGACUAAGCAUGCCGCAGUAUGACGGCACAAUCGCCAUUAGAUCUAUCAAUUUAGUGCAAACAGGGUCACCAUUAGAAAUGAUGGGGCCCCAUACCUGGCAGGGACCCCCCACCCACAACAUUUCCAUUGGACAAGCGCUCCCCUCCAGCUCCUCCCACUUGUCCGUCACAUUGACUCUGUGGUGCUGUGCCUGGCCACCCAACCUAAAGAAAGGUUCCAAAGGGGGUCCCUGAACCAAGCUGUAGGUGCAGGACUAGAGUCACCUGUAGUCGGCCCCUUUCUGGGUCCCCUGCUGACUUAUUGGGACCCAGCAUAGCCCCCCACCCUAUCCCUCCUCAGCCCAUCGGUGACCCUGCAUGCAAGGCCUGAUUGGGUACACAUCAGACGGUUUAGGUCUCUAUACAAGGUCCUGAUUGAGCCCUCGUUCACAUUGAAUGGGGCUUUGAAAUCAUUUGACUUCAUCUGAAAUCGCACGAUUCCAAAGCCGCAUGUCAGUGCGACUUGGAAGACAGAUGUCUAUGCCAGUUGCCAAGCGGAAUCCCCAAACGUAAUGCAGGAACGACUUUUUCAAAUCGAUGCGGCACCACAAAGUUGGCGUCAUGAUUUGAACAUGGCCAUUGCCGUCAAUAGGGUGCGACUUGUCAUGCAAUUUGACUUGUCAAGCCUGUGCUGUGAACGGGGGCUAAAUCAGUUAAAAAAAAAAUUGAAAUCGGAGACCCGCCAUUUAACGCAGAACCGAACUCUCAUCCAAUUCCGUUUUAUUGAUCAAUUUUAAUUGCUUAAAAAUAUAUCUGUAUGCUGGAAAACCAA
Messenger RNA from Rana temporaria (common frog), 3822 nucleotides. RefSeq names its product Wilms tumor protein 1-interacting protein homolog. Lineage: Eukaryota; Metazoa; Chordata; Amphibia; Anura; Ranidae. Gene Ontology annotation, cellular component: transcription regulator complex; adherens junction; nucleus. Gene Ontology annotation, molecular function: transcription corepressor activity. Bases 162 to 1826 code for a protein of 554 amino acids. The record is from RefSeq and is a predicted model, not a curated record. The transcript is spliced from 8 exons. Gene Ontology annotation, biological process: cytoskeleton organization; regulation of DNA-templated transcription; response to hypoxia.